AUGUCUUUAUCAUCUCUUUUGUCUCCUUCUCAAAUUCGUGUUAAUUUUGUUACUUAUGAUUUUAAUCGUCAAGAAUUUGAUCAAUUAAUUCAAACGUAUUUUGAAGAUGAGAUUACUUGUCCUUUUACACAUAUCGUUUAUCAGUAUGAGAGAAAUUAUAAUGUUUCUCAAGAGCGAGAUUGUCAUAUACAAGGAUUUUUACGUUUGAAGAAAAAAACUAGAUUUGGUCAUUAUAAAUUAAAUAAGAUAUCUGGUAUUAAGGGGUUUUUAAAGAUUGAUAAAGUGCAUUUUGAACCGGUUGGAAGUAAACCCGACUCUAUACUCUAUUGUAAAAAAACCUAUAAUAAAUGUUCUAUUCAUAAUCGAAAAGAAGUUGAACAUGAUGUGGAACGAUUUUCUGAAUAUGAAUUCAUUAGAAAUACAAUUUCAAUUUCCAAUAAAAAACGAUUAACAAAUUGUCGAUGUAGCUAUAAGGAUUUAAAUGAUUUUUCAGAAUGUAAAUGGUGUACUUUGGAAUGUUGUUCUCAAC
Messenger RNA from Dentiscutata erythropus, 529 nucleotides. NCBI's taxonomy places the organism in Eukaryota, Fungi, Glomeromycota, Glomeromycetes, Diversisporales, Gigasporaceae. The record is from the annotation of a GenBank genome assembly.